Mytilus californianus (California mussel) is the source of this 1280-nucleotide messenger RNA. RefSeq lists its product as uncharacterized. Lineage: Eukaryota; Metazoa; Mollusca; Bivalvia; Mytilida; Mytilidae. The coding region runs from base 146 to 574 and encodes 142 amino acids. The transcript is spliced from 4 exons. The record is from RefSeq and is a predicted model, not a curated record.
GUUUUGAGGUUUAAAUAUCAUGUGUAUAUGUAACUUGGCAAUGCACAUUAUCUUGAUAUUUAAAUAAACUUUACCUACAUUUUAUUUUCCGAACAUCAUUAUUCUUCCUGAAGUAAAGUGAUUUCUGCAUUUAUUCAGGGUAAAAAUGAUGGAUUCAAAGUUGUAUUUCGUUUGUACAGUGUUAUUUGCAUGCUAUAGUUUAUAUGUACCAAGUGUUGAUGCAGGAGAAUGUUGCAAUUCAUACGAUGAUGCACUGUUCAAUGAACAUUCAGAACAAUACUGCCCUGAUUUUUGUUGUGGUACCCGGCCAAUAAAGCUUUAUUGUUGUAGUCAUGAAGCCUUAAGAGCAGGUGAAGAUGAUCGAGACGACUUCUGUAUGCAGUGGUUUGCAGAUCACAUCUACGUCCCGAUUAUUGUUGCUGUAUUGAUCAUUGCUUUAGUGACCUGUUGCUGUUGUGCAUGCCGGAGACGUCGUGGAGGGGUGAUAAUCCAAACUCAACAACCAGCUACACUAUUGAUACACCAGCAACAAACCACUACACAGGACCCAUACCGUGCAGGAUACGACCAGUAAUAUCUUAAAACCAAAACAGUGUCAUGAACCUUUUUUUUAUAUUUUUGUAUAUUGCUUGCGACAAAGUAGCGGACACAAGACAUAGGCGUGCUGCUUCCAUCAAUGGCGGCAUUUAAAAACUCAACACUUUGUUAAAUUUCGUGAUUUGUGCAAUUUAAAGGGAAGCCGCAAUGGCGGAUCAUAGGUAUUUGGUAUGCAGUUGUAUAAGCAUAAACACAUCUCAAUGUAUGCCAGUUUAAGGGAAUCCACGUGGUCCAAAUGAGCCAGUAGUAUUUUUCAAUGUUAUUUUAAAAUUGUCACAUUUUAUUUCUAAAGAGAUGUUUGAUCCCGCCUGCUCAAUCGUUGGUCCAUUGAAUUUGAAACUUUUGCAAAGUUUUAGCAUUUACAUUAUAUUAUCGAAAUAACAUACAGUCGAGACACAUAUCUGUGUUAACAUUUUUGUAUAUAAAUAACUAAUGUGUUAUACAAUGUAAAUAAUUAACCAUUAAGUAUACAAUAAUAUAUGUUUUUGUUUUAAUAUUAAAAAAUUUUCACUUUUGCUUGUACCAUGCUGUCCCUGAUUUAGUUGUAUGCUCUAUCGUGGGAUUUAAGUUCGAAUUCAAAUGCUAAGUCAUAACUUUUGUUUUGUUUCAUAACUUUUUGUUUUUCUUUUUUAUUUGUGCACAUGAUGCAACCAAUACAAAACAUAAAUAAACUUGAAGCUCUG